AUGGACAUCACAUUAUCUCGAUUACCAAGUAAGCCUAGUGAACCUGUUCUCGACCAGUCUGGUAAUCAUGAUCAGCUUAUUGAACCUGGUAAUCUCGACCAGCAUGAUAUAUUUGGUAUUCCUAGUAAUCCUGGUAAUCCUGAAAAUCCUAAUCAGCCUAUUCGACUUCAUCAGCGUAUUCGAUCUCGUCAACCUGUUAAUCCUGGUCAACCUGGUCAGCCUGGUAAUCCUGGUCAGCCUGGUCAACCCGGUCAGCCUGGUCAACCUGGUCAACCUGGUAAUCCCGGUCAGCCUGGUCAACCUGGUCAGCCUGGUCAACCCGGUCAGCCUGGUAAUCCUGGUCAGCCUGGUAAUCCCGGUCAGCCUGGUCAACCCGGUCAACCUGGUAAUCCCGGUCAACCCGGUCAGCCUGGUAAUCCUGGUCAGCCUGGUCAACCCAGUCAACCUGGUCAACCCGAUCAGCCUGGUAAUCCCAAUCAGUCUGGUCGACCUGGUAAUCCUAGUAAGCCUGGUCAACCUGGUAAUCCUGGUCAGCCUGGCAAUCCUAGUCAACCUGGUAAUCCUAGCAAUCCUGAUGAGCCAGUUCGACCUCGUCAGUCUGGUCGACCCCAUCAACCUGGUAAGCCUGGUCAUCCCAAUCAGCCUGGUAAUCCCGAUAAUCUUGAUCAGCCCGGUCAGGUUUAA
Molecule: messenger RNA, 684 nt
Organism: Vigna unguiculata (cowpea)
Lineage: Eukaryota; Viridiplantae; Streptophyta; Magnoliopsida; Fabales; Fabaceae
Source: RefSeq, a predicted model, not a curated record